GGACCGUCUUGUUUACCUGCGUUAGUUCAUACCUGGAUACCGCUCGACGUACCUCUAUAGAUUCAGGAGAAACAGAUUCUCCCAGUUUCUAUUCUCCUUCUCUUACUAAAACAUGGAAUCAUUAACAAAAGAAAUUUUCAUUUAACCCUACGAUGUCUGAUAUUGAUGAAUAAAACAACCGGCAAGUCUUCACGAAUCUCGGCUGUUGAAAACGAAAGUUGAAUUUCUGUUCGACAAAAUGUCCAUCGAUGCCGAAGAUAAUGGGAUUCUCGUAGACUUCGACAUCACGAAAGUCGUCUUACAUGGAGGCGAGAUUAAACACAUGCUGGAAAAACAAUUCGCUGAGCACGGGACCAAAGCGCUCAAACACCCGGAUGUAGACCGCAGCACGUCAUCUUCACUUCCGCCUACGUCAGAAGCGGAAACGCUGUACGACGAACACGAAUUGGUCUCGAGAUUAGCGGACGCGGCGUCGUCCGGUGCCAGCGCUGUGUCUGGUUUACUCCACGACGUGAUGUCAUCGACGGUUUUCACCGAGGGUUCUCAGACUGUGAACAGCACGGAGGAUUCCGUUUACAUCCAGCCUUCGGAUUCCGAUUCCUGGUCGGCGGCUGACGUUGGCGCCGUGACUCUGGUAUCCUUGAUGGUGCCGUUUAUCUUGUGCAGCAAUCUUUUAGUCUUCGUCAGCGUGGUGCGGUACCGGCGUCUUCAUACGCCGACGAACUAUUUUAUCACUUCACUUGCCGCCGUGGACAUUUUGGUAUCCUUGGCCGUGCCUUUUUUCGUCGUGGUGGAGGUGUUUCAUUUCGGCGGCGCCAGCGGCCCGCAGGAUGUGUUGCUGUGCCUGCUGCCCAACCGCGUUUUGAUGAUGGCGUGCGGCGUGUCCGUCCUGACUUUAGCCACCAUCGCCUACGACCGCCACACCGCGCUGGUCUCCCCGCUGGAAUACAUCAACAUCAUGACCACCCGCAAGGUCAUGACCCUCGUGACCUUGACCUGGGUGUACUCGGCCUUCAUCGUCUGGCUGCCCUUGAUGGUGGGCUGGUACGACGUCCCGACAGAGUUAGCCCCCUGCUCGUCCGAUCUCCUCAAAGGCAAAGCCUCGCUGCUGUUCCUCGUCGCCAUUUUCCUCCCCUCCUGCGUGGCUAUCCUCGUCUGUUAUUUCCGGAUCUUCAUGGUCGCGCGGCACCACGCGAAAGCCAUCGCGGCCAUGGAACUGGCCGUACACGGCCGUCUUCAGGUCAAGUUCAUGCUCAAGGACACAAAAUACGCUAAAACAUUAGCGCUGGUGAUAGGCGUUUUCUUAGCGCUGUGGUUCCCUUAUCUGAUCUACAUCUUCGCGCUUACAAUCAGCGCCAUUAAAUUUAACAUCUGGCUACAGACCUACCUCAUCCUUCUUGCCGUCCUCAACAGCGGCAUCAACCCUUGGAUCUACGCUUUCAAGAACAAUGAAUUCCGCGCGGCUUUUCGCCGGAUGUUGAAAGAAUGUUGCUCGGACCGGUUCUGCAAGCCGGCAGACCGGCGUCCGAGUUUAGUAUCGGCGAUUAGCAGCACGCCGAGGUUGAGCCGGACGGACAGCCGGAUGGUGUCCACGCUGUUGGAGACGACACUAGAGGUCCUCAACGAGAAGCUGAAGCGGGGAGUCAACUCCCCUGAAGACUCGGGAGUUGAAGGCAGCAUCAAGUCCUCGUCCGAGCCUCGUUUCGCUCAAGUGAACAAAAAACUACGCAGGCAAACAGCGAGUUGUUGUAACUUGGAUUCCGUCAAAGAACUCACCCCAACCAAACCUUCUAGGAGGUUUUCCUUAGAUUUCAGCCAAUCCACAAGAACGUUACGUGACAUCGCAAAUCACGCAUGCGCAUUCGGAUCAAAGAGCCCGGCGUACGUGUUAGUCGAAACUUCUGAACAAUCUCCUAUUGUGAAAUCUCGACUGAUAAAAAGUUUUUCAUCAGGCGUGCAAAAACAAACGUACCCCGGGUACUUGACCCCGCAUAUAACCCCCAGCAGUUAUUUAACCCACGUCUACCCACAACUUUUAGCGACGGGGGCACAUAUACGACACUCCGAGCAUAGUUCCCCCGCUUUCUGCUACACGAAUGAGGCUCUAGAACUCGACUCCACAGAAAGCAGCGCAGCCUUCCACCCGCAGAUAGACAAUAUACGACCGUUCCCUCACCUAGGCGUCCCGGGUUCGGAUCCCUGCAGCGAUCAACUCAUUUCAUCACAUCCCGCCGUGUUGCUGUGCCAUACACAGUCGUGUCCGACCUUUGACCUUGCCAGGCUUCACUCGUUGCUGGACAGUCACUGUACGCACCUGGGGGAGUCAUCCACGGACACUGCCAGGUGCAAAGAUGUUGACAGUGCCAAGUGUCAUGACAGUGUAAAGUUUGUUGACAGUUGUGGUGGGGCUCAUGACAAUUUUUUCUUGUAGGCGUCCAGCUAUUUUUUGGCAUGUGCCGUUGGUUUAAUGUCUUUUGUGUAGUAGAGUAGUAGGUGGUGUUGUCACGUUCAGCUCUAUCCGUAGUAGAAGAGUCAGAUGACUGCAUCAUGUAGUAUUAGACAGAGGAGAGUAGAUUGGCUGCUUCGUGGAAGAGUCCACUAUUUGCCUCAAGGCUAAUUUAGCCAUGGGCGAGUCCAUUUAGUUGCCUCAGGUAGUAUUAGCCGUAGGAGAGUAGAUUGACUGCUUCAUGGAAGAAUCCACUGUGCUUCAUGGAAGAGUCCACUAUUUGCCUUAGGUUGUAUUAGCCACGGCCGAGUCCAUUUGGUAUCCUCAGGUUGUUAUUACUCGGGCGAGUCCACUAUUUUGACUCAGGUAGUACUAGCCUUUGGAGAGUAGAUAGACUGCUCCAUGUUGAACUAACAUGGGAGAGUCCACUAUUUGCCUUAUGUUGUAUUAGCCACGGGCGAGUCCAUUGUUACGAAUGAGGUAGUAUUAGCCACGGGCGAGUCCACUUUUAGCCAAGGGAGAGUAGAUAGACUGCUUCAUGUUGAACUAAUAUGGGAGAGUCCACUAUUUGCCUUAGCUUUUACUAGCCAUGGGUGAGUCCACUAUUAGCCAGGGGAGAAUAGAUUGACUGCUUCAUGUUGAACUAAUAUGGGAGAGUCCACUAUUUGCCUUAGGUUUUACUAGCCAUGGACGAGUCCACCUUUAGCCUAGGGAGAAUAAAUAGACUGCUUCAUGUUUAAUGAACAUGGAAGAGUCCACUAUUUGCCAUAGGCUUUAUUAGCCGCGGGCGAGUCCACUGUUAUGACUCAGGUAAUAUUAGUCAUGGUUUAGUCCACUGUCACUCAGGGGAGAAUAGAUUGACUGCUUUAUGUUGAACUAUUAUGGGAGAGUCUACUAUUAGCUUUGGGUUUUACUAGCCAUGGACGAAUCCACUUUUAGCCAAGGGAGAAUAGAUAGAAUACUUCAUGUUGAACUAACAUGGGAGAGUCCACUAUUUGCCUUAGUUUUUACUACCUAGCCACGGGUGAGUCCAUUAUUGGCCACGGACGAGUCCAUUAUUUGCCUUAGGUUGUAUAACCCAUCUCAAGAACUCCGUCAGUUGUCUAUGUAACAUCAUCCAUUUUCCGUGUUCACAAACAUUUCCAAGCCUCGUCUUUCAACGGUUCUCACACAACCAGAAUAUCGUCAAUGUGUUGGGUAUAUAUAUAUAUAUUUUAUAUGCUGAUCACUAUGUAAGUUUGUAUAUAGUAAGGGCUGUGUUCAAUUUAUUUUUUUACAUUUUGUUACAAAUUAUUUUUUUAUUCUACAAAAUAUUUUAUAUACAUUAAUUUAUUUUUUCAUCGAUUUUUUUACUAUGAAUAUUUUUAAAAAUAUAUUGUUAUGUUAAAGAUAAAUAUUUUGCUUUUUUCUGAUUGAUUUGUUUCUUGUUGAAUUGAUCUUGACCACUGCCAUGUAUGAAUGCUAAAUAAUAUUUAAUACAGCAUUAUUGGGUAUGUGUGUGAGAGUAUGUCUGAGUGUGUGUGCGUGUGUGUGUGUUUGUGUGUAUGUUUGUGAGCGUGAAUAACUGUGACCGGCAGUUAUAUUGAGUUCUUGUAAUU
Molecule: messenger RNA, 4044 nt
Organism: Physella acuta
Lineage: Eukaryota; Metazoa; Mollusca; Gastropoda; Physidae
Biological process (GO): G protein-coupled receptor signaling pathway
Cellular component (GO): membrane
Molecular function (GO): G protein-coupled receptor activity
Source: RefSeq, a predicted model, not a curated record